AUGAGAGAGGAGAGAGAGAGGCAGUUGGAUAAAAUUGGAUUUUCUGAAGGAGAGAGAGGAGAAAAUGGACAGAUUAUAUUGGACCCUAGCAAGCUAGAAGAGCAGGUUAUGAGAUUCAUACCAUUUAGAAAAGUGUUGCCGUUGGCCAUGUCCUCAAAGGAUGCAGAGGGGGCGUCGCUGCCAGAGUACGGCUUCGCCAGAGGAUCAUCAUUGUCUCCGGCAAAAAGGCCUGCCAUCGGAGGACAUGGUGGUAGUCUACCCUGCACCUCACUUCGCAUCUCAACUCUACCUGUCUGGCCGACGCCGUCGUUCAAUUGGGAGUUGGGGCCGCCGGCGGCCAUGACCCGGUGCAUCUCUUGGCCGCCGCGCCGCUGUUGCCUUGGCCGGCUGGGAUCGAUUGGUGGCUGCAUCUGCAACCCUUUCGCGCCGCCGCCGAUGCUUGUUUUCCCCUCUGGGCCUUCCUCGAACUGA
Messenger RNA from Striga asiatica, 471 nucleotides. NCBI's taxonomy places the organism in Eukaryota, Viridiplantae, Streptophyta, Magnoliopsida, Lamiales, Orobanchaceae. The record is from the annotation of a GenBank genome assembly.